Onychostoma macrolepis is the source of this 938-nucleotide messenger RNA. RefSeq names its product mast cell protease 1A-like. The record is from RefSeq and is a predicted model, not a curated record. Gene Ontology annotation, biological process: proteolysis. Lineage: Eukaryota; Metazoa; Chordata; Actinopteri; Cypriniformes; Cyprinidae. The coding region runs from base 92 to 853 and encodes 253 amino acids. Gene Ontology annotation, molecular function: serine-type endopeptidase activity. The transcript has 5 exons.
AAAAAAAAAGGCUUGCAGGCAGCUCAGUGUCUCAACCCAUCCUUAUAAUUAUAUAUAGUGUUUUGCCAGCAAGAGCUCAUUGACUGUCUUCAUGAUGACCAUCAUCUCUCUGCUCCUGCUGGCCUCUCUGCUGCCACACCUGACAUUCACUGCUCGUGUGAAUGUGGGUAUAGUGAACGGCACAAAAGCAAAACCCCACUCCAGACCUUACAUGGUUUCUCUUCAGAUUUUUGGGCAACACAUCUGUGGUGGAUUCCUCAUCUCUGAUGAGUUUGUUAUGACUGCUGCACAUUGCUGGAAAGGAUAUCCAAAUAUUCUGACGGUUGUGGUUGGUGCUCAUGACUUAAGGAACAGUAAGAAUUCAUACCGCAUUGAAGUGAAGUCCUACAUCCCACAUCCACACUUUACAUCCUGUUCACUUCAGAAUGAUAUCAUGCUUUUGAGGCUACAGGAAAAGAUCAAACUAGACAACAAUGUUACAUGGAUAUCAUUACCAAAGGAAGGAGAUGUUGAUGGAGAUAUUCUCUGUAGUGUUGCGGGCUGGGGACAAUGGAAGACUAAGGGCCCAUUGAGUAGGUAUCUUAUGGAAGCAAACACGACUACAAUAAACCAUGUAGAAUGUCAACAUAAAUGGGGAUCCAAGUACUUGGCCUCGCAGAUGAUCUGUGCACAUGGUGAUGGAGGAUCCUGCAUAGGAGAUUCAGGAGGUCCUUUGGUUUGUGGAGACACUGCAGUUGGUGUCACAUCUUUUGCGUACCGUAAAAGCUGCAAUUCAGCUGAGCAUCCUAAUGUCUACACUAAGAUUUCAGCAUAUCUUCCAUGGAUUCACCAAAUUAUUAGAAAUAUUAAGUGAAUUAAUGAAAAAAUGAAGGAAGAUUUUUUUUUCUCUCUUGAAUUCUUCUGUAAAUCUUUCAAUAAAAGAGUCACAUGGCAAUCAA